Molecule: messenger RNA, 2148 nt
Organism: Cornus florida
Lineage: Eukaryota; Viridiplantae; Streptophyta; Magnoliopsida; Cornales; Cornaceae
Product: BTB/POZ domain-containing protein POB1
Exons: 6
Coding region: 180-1832 (550 amino acids)
Biological process (GO): response to red light
Cellular component (GO): nucleus
Molecular function (GO): protein binding
Source: RefSeq, a predicted model, not a curated record
UUUAUAAAGACACCAAAAUUAUCAGAAAUCUGCACAGUUUAGUUCCUUCUUCUCUCCUUCUCUCCUCCGCUCUCUCUCUCAUUUAAAUGUCCGCUCUUCCCCUUGGAUAACGUAAUAAACUAGGGUUUAUUAGCCAUCUUUUCAUUCUUAUUGAGACAGAGGGGUUUCAGAGAGAGAAAAUGAGGGAGACGGGUUUGGAUCUAUUCGAUCCAAGAACGGUGAUGGAGUCGGACUAUUCACCUAAAGAUGGCGGUGACGGCGACUUUGGGUUCGCUUUUAACGAUAGCAACUUCUCGGACAGGGUUCUUCGGAUCGAGAUCAUGGCCGAGUCGCUGGAUACCCAAUCCGACGGUGAGGGUUGUCAUAGUCUCGCAGAUUGGGCAAGUAAUCGUAAGCGGAGGAGAGAAGAUAUCAAGAAGGGAAAUGCUGUGGAUAUUUCUGCAUGCCCCGAGGAGCAGAUUUUGAAUUGUAAUCAGCCUGAUGCUGAUGACGGUGUGGGCUAUGAAAAUCAAGAUGAGGAAGCCGUUGCAAUGAUUGAAGAAUCACCUUCAGGAGAUGAAGCUGCAAAUAGCAAUGACUCAAACUGGAGCAUGGAUUGUUCUACAGUUUUGAGAGUUAAAACUUUACACAUUAGCUCUCCGAUUUUGGCAGCGAAAAGUCCAUUUUUCUAUAAGCUCUUCUCAAAUGGGAUGAAGGAAUCAGAGCAGCGACAUGUAACCCUACGUAUUAAUGCCUCAGAGGAAGCUGCCUUCAUGGAGCUCUUAAAUUUUAUGUAUAGCAAUACCUUAGCUACAACUACCGCUCCUGCUUUGCUGGAUGUGCUGAUGGCUGCUGACAAAUUUGAGGUUGCUUCAUGCAUGAGGUAUUGCAGCCGACUCUUGCGGAAUUUGCCCAUGACACCUGAGUCUGCGUUGCUAUAUCUGGAGCUUCCUUCCGGUGUUUUAAUGGCUGAAGCAGUUCAGCCAUUGACUGACGCAGCAAAGCAGUUUCUCGCUGCCCGUUACAAAGAUAUAACCAAGUUCCAAGAUGAGGUUAUGAGCUUGCCCCUUGCUGGAAUUGAGGCAAUUUUGUCCAGUGAUGAUCUGCAGGUGGCAUCAGAGGACGCGGUUUAUGACUUUGUACUGAAGUGGGCCAGGGGCCAGUACUCAAAACUGGAGGAGCGGCGAGAAAUAUUGGGUUCCCGCCUUGCUCGAUUCAUCCGCUUCCCUUAUAUGACCUGUCGAAAGCUUAAGAAGGUUUUAAUCUGCAAUGACUUUGAACAUGAGCUCACAUCCAAGGUUGUGUUGGAGGCCCUCUUUUUCAAAGCGGAGGCACCACACCGACAGCGUGCCCUGGCUGCAGAGGAGUCUGCCAGUACAAAUCGGCGCUUUGUGGAACGUGCGUACAAAUAUCGGCCUGUUAAGGUGGUUGAGUUUGAGCUUCCACGGCAGCAGUGUGUGGUCUAUCUGGAUCUGAAGCGGGAGGAGUGCGCAAAUUUGUUCCCAUCGGGACGGGUGUAUUCUCAAGCAUUCCACUUGGGUGGACAAGGAUUCUUCCUGUCAGCUCAUUGUAACAUGGACCAGCAGAGUUCUUUCCAUUGUUUUGGGCUUUUUCUAGGUAUGCAGGAAAAGGGAUCAGUAACUUUUGCAGUUGAUUACGAGUUUGCAGCAAGGUCAAAACCUACAGAGGACUACAGUAGCAAAUACAAGGGUAACUACACUUUCACUGGUGGAAAGGCAGUAGGUUACCGAAACUUAUUUGCGAUACCAUGGACUUCAUUCAUGGCCGAGGAUAGUCUUUACUUCAUCAACGGUGUCCUCCAUCUGAGAGCCGAGCUUACCAUUAGGCACUGACUCCUCUCUUUCUAUCCAUGGAAAUUUAUUUUGCUUUUGAGGUAUCCCUAACCUUAUUUUCCUUGGCUUGAAACAAGUAGAGCAAUUAAUGUUCAGGAUCUAGGGUUAUUUUUCUCUGGGUCAUAUGUUGAAAUAUUAUCCAUUUGCUUUUGUUUCAUGGGCCAAACUUUGCUCUGAAUUAUAUAGGUGGGAUCCUGGAAUCAGGAGUAAUCUGUUGUUUGAACCCGCGGUUCAGUGUAAUAUGCAAUUUGAGAAAUGCAAAGAUUAUUGUCAAUAUUAUACUUUGAUGUAUUAAUUGUGAUUCAUUUUUGUUUGC